AUGCCCGGCGAAAGCCCACCCCGGCUGCGAGCCGCUUCAGCCUGCGUUGCCUGCAACAAGAAGAAGGCCGACGGUGCCGGCACCAUCGCUAGAUUCGCUGUAUAUACCCGGACGGCGGCCAGCAGUGCUCGAACUGCGCCCGGAACCACUGGACUUGCUCGUACGCAUCGCCUCCCUGCCUCACUCUUCCUCCCCCCCCGUUCGCCCUUGCGCAUCUCCCUCGUCGCGCGUAGUGCUAGUGUACCCCGCGAGCGCAAGCGAAAACGCCGGAAGGUCGCUUCAGACACCAAGGAAGAGCCCGAGACGACGCCUACGGGGACAGAGCACCUCAGCGCAGCCCCUUUACUGCCUCCGUCACGGUCGCAGCAGUGGGAGGCCGGGUAUCCGGGAUGGGAGCCUCGUCGCGCCAUCCUUGCCGAUGGCCAGCCUUCCGGCACAUCGGAGUCCUCAGGGGGUCCCGGCUCCACGGCGCCAAACAAUAACCAUAAUAAUAAUAAUAACAACAUAACCGCCGCCGCCAGCAAUAGUAAUAAUAACAGCCAUAACAACGCCCCGGCGACCCCGUCAGCGACUACGACGACCACGACCACGACAACUGUGCAGGAUGCAGACGGGAACACGCUCUACUCGCAGAAUGCCUCGAGCUCGGUGGCUCUGCGCUCCCAGCAGCACCAGCAGCAGCAGAUGGAGCCUGGCCUGCAUGAGCCGGCCUCAGGGGGCAGCACAACCUUCCUCGGCCGGUCAGAGUAUAUUCGCGGCGAGGUGCCUAUCAACGAAGACCGGGCAAAGGCCUACCCGGCCGUUGCUACGGAGAGUCUGAUGGAGGAAGACAUCCAGAUACUGCAGCUGCAGCAUGCGUUUGACCUCCCGCCUCGCGCCGUCAGGGAUGGUCUGAUCGAUACCUUUAUGAAGAGAUGCGCUCCAUGGAUGCCUAUAGUGGAGAGGAGCUGGCUCAUGGAGCGCCGGGACAGCCAGCCAUCCAUCCUGCUCCUCCAGGCGGUCUUCCUCGCCGCCAGCCGGGUAUCCUCUGCCCCCGCCGUGACCGCCUACGCCUCGUCCAACGAGUUCUACCGUCGAGCAAAGGCCCUGUUCUGGUCCGGGUACGAGAAGAAUACCAUCACCGUCAUCACCGCCGUGUGUAUCCUGCACUGGUACAACCCCGAGGGCCCCGAACAUGUUUCCAUUAAUACCAGCGGAUUCUGGAGCCGCAUCGGAGUUGGCCUGGCAUAUCAGAUCGGGCUACACAAGGAGCCUCCGCCGGGCCGUGAGGCACCCUUGCGGCGGAGACUGUGGUGGACACUAUACGCACGAGACUGCUUGAUAUCCGCCAGCCAUGGCCGGCCGCGGGCAAUCAACACCGAGGACAACGAUGUCCGACCACUCACUCCUGAAGACUUCUAUGGAUGCGGAGCCGACGAUGCUCUGUUCCUCGCCCAUGUCGAGGUGUCUUCGCUUCUCGGCGACGUCACCCAGGCCUGCUGUCGCCGGACGCUGACUCGGCCUAAACGAACCAACAUCGAAAACGCCAUCUACAGAUGGUCAAGGGAACUACCCGAACAGCUCCGUCUCUUCCAGCGAGUCCUGCCUCCAGAAGGAUCAACGGCGUCCAAGCUGGUGCUCAUGCCUUAUCACUUCGAAGCACGACAGCUGCAUGUCACAUACUUUGUCGUGCUCGCCAUUCUCUACCGGGCCUCCUCCCCAGGCACCAUCCCCUCGGCAGCAGCCAUUCUCGCCUCUUCCUUCGUCGCCGGCAUCUUCGAAGACUUCCUUGCGAGAGACGAGAUCCGGUUCCUCGGCCCCAUAUUCACCUUCUAUCUGCUUGCGUCGGGCGUCGGGCUGGCCUCGUGCUACUCCUACCCUCACCUCUGGGAACGAGCCCAGCAGGACCUGCGAAUAAUAUGCAGUUCUCUCAGGGAGCUGUCGAAACGCUGGCCCUCUGCCAUCGGCAGCCUCAAGGCCCUACAGAGCAUGAUCGACGAGACUGCAAAGGCUGCUCGGCCCUCAGAGCGGCCCCAACCCACUCCACUUACCAGCGAUCAACAGGCGACCUUCUGCGGCUUUGGCACCGAUCUAUGCCGGCUCGGAGACGUCAUGCUCGCCCACUACCCGCACGACAUCGUCGACUCGGGCAGACAGGAAGACGACCAGUAUGCCAGGACGGUAUCUGACAUGAUGACCGCAGGGAUACUAGCCGAGCUGAAAACACCGAUGGACUCUGCUUCGGCCCCCGUUGACGAAUACCUGCCUCUCGCGUCGGUGAUAGACCAUAAUACCCAGCUUGCCUUUGGGGUAGAGGAGCCUACCUCCAUCAUCCCCGACGAGGUCCUCUAUGGCCAGUACGAGGGCAUCGGCAACUGGCUGCUCCGGGGCUGGGACUGCACAGCCGAGGCUCCCUGGCAUUAGUCGUGUGCCUUCUCCUAACCACAAGACCUAAACACAGGCAUGAUAUCUCUCCCACCCUCAAUUGAAUUAUACCCCCCCUUUUUUUCUGUUACUCUCCCAAUCAAUCACGUGACUCUUCCCCGGCUUUUCGGCUGUC
Messenger RNA from Trichophyton rubrum CBS 118892, 2539 nucleotides. RefSeq lists its product as uncharacterized. The record is from RefSeq and is a predicted model, not a curated record. Gene Ontology annotation, biological process: DNA-templated transcription. The coding region runs from base 1 to 2403 and encodes 800 amino acids. Lineage: Eukaryota; Fungi; Ascomycota; Eurotiomycetes; Onygenales; Arthrodermataceae. The transcript is spliced from 4 exons. Gene Ontology annotation, molecular function: zinc ion binding; DNA binding.